Messenger RNA from Austrofundulus limnaeus, 1178 nucleotides. RefSeq names its product spindlin-1. The record is from RefSeq and is a predicted model, not a curated record. Gene Ontology annotation, biological process: gamete generation. NCBI's taxonomy places the organism in Eukaryota, Metazoa, Chordata, Actinopteri, Cyprinodontiformes, Rivulidae.
UGUGGAAACAUUAUUGUCUGCCAAACGAACCGAAAAAUAAGGACAUGAAAUCAGCUUGAAGAAAGCGGAGCAGUGGGGAGCUGAGUGACACAUUAACCCCGGACCCAAACAGCAUUGUGGGAGUUCGUAUUCAGCACAACUGGCGUGAGAGGGGAAACCAAAGCAAAUGGAAAGGAACGGUACUGGACAGACUGAGUGUAAACCCCUCCCUGUUUAUGGUGAAGUACGACGGCUUUGACUGCGUCUAUGGCAUCGAGUUGUUCAAGGAUGAGAGAGUGUCUAACCUGCAAGUCCUKUCGGAAUCCGUUGUAAACAACAAAAUAAGGAUACCCCCAGAGGCCGAGGAGCUGGUGGGCAAAGCUGUGGAGCAUCUGUUUGAAAAGGAGGAUGGAGAGAAAAACGAGUGGAGAGGGAUGGUCCUGUCCAGAGCUCCCAUCAUGACCAACUGGUAUUAUAUCACUUAUGAAAAGGACCCUGUUCUCUAUAUGUACCAGCUGUGGGACGACUACGCUGAUGGAGAUCUCAGGAUUUUGCCUGAAGCAGGUAAUUUGUGUUUAACAAAGGGUGAUUGAUACCUCGCAAAUCUUUAAGCCUGGGAUAAUCUUGUCCUGAGGUUUAGGAAAUGACAUGAACAGCUGAUACUUUAUGUACAAAAAAAUUGCUUUUUUCUGCUUGGGAGACCUAGAUAAUUUAAUUUCUGUUCAUUUAUUUAAUUUGUUAUGGCUAUACCAUGUGAGUUCACCAACAGUAAUGGAAAUUUGUGUUCAUCAAAAUCUUGAACUGGUUUGUCUGCAAUCGUUUUUCUUUUUUAAUUUCUUUUAGUUUUAUGAAUUGUGGUUUGAUGGUUUUGGAAAAUUUUGCUACAGACAGACAAGCCACACCAAAAACAUUCUCCUAUCUUUUGCAGAGUAAUGAGAACCAAGACCUCAAUUUGUUGUUUCAUCAGACUUCUGAGUGAUUCUUACUGUAUGAGCAUGUUAAUUAGUAAAUUAAACUGUUAAUAAUUUAGCUUGAAAACUUGUGAAAAAGCACAAAAUUUAAAAAAAGGACAUUCCUUYAGUACUGUAUUUCCCAUGUCAUGGGGACUACAGCAAACUAGUAGUUAGGAGUCAUGAAAAAUUCUGCAAAUGACUGAGUCUGUGAAACACAACUUUGCUGGGCUUCACUGUACAUGUUUC